This is a messenger RNA of Lasiodiplodia theobromae, 978 nucleotides long. Its product is annotated as Tetratricopeptide repeat protein 1. Bases 1 to 978 code for a protein of 325 amino acids. The record is from RefSeq and is a predicted model, not a curated record. The transcript is spliced from 2 exons. Gene Ontology annotation, molecular function: protein binding. Lineage: Eukaryota; Fungi; Ascomycota; Dothideomycetes; Botryosphaeriales; Botryosphaeriaceae.
AUGGCCUCGUCCGCAAAUCCGAACACCUCAGUUGCGACGCCCACAGCUGACGAGCUCGCCGCGUUCGCCAGUGAUCCCAUCUUCAGCCCGGAGGAAGAAGCGUCCCUCCUGGCUUCUGCAAACGAGCAAAAAAGCCACGCGAACUCACUCUUCACCUCGGGUGCCUACAGCGACGCCAUUUCCGCAUACGGCCGUGCGCUGGCCAGCGUGCCGAACUACUUGGAUUAUGAGGUCGCAGUUCUUAGGGCGAAUGUCGCGGCAUGCCACGUAAAACUCGAGGAGUGGAAGGAGGCGGUGGAUGCGGCGACGGAAUGUUUGGAGAGAUUAGAGGGGUUGGGUGGAGAUGAGGAAGCGAAUGGUGCUGGAAAAGGUGCAAAGAAAGAUACAGCCAAGGGUGGGAAUAACGGCCAGGGCCGGGACAAGACCAAGGCAAACGCAGAUAUCAGCGGUGUGGUGGAGGAGCUGUCAGACAGCGACGAGGAGGCGGCACCCUCGUUCGCAGAGAAGAAGGGCAACGAUGCAGCAGCAAAAGACUCUCAAGAAGCACAGCAGAAAGAAGAGGAAAAGAACAAAGCAGCCGACGAUGCCGCCGCCCUUGACCGGCGCCUGUCCCACCUCAACCGCCUUUCGCACACCACGACCGACGUCCGCAAGCUGCGCACCAAAGCGCUGCUGCGCCGCGCGAAGGCGCGCGCCUCGCUGGGAUCCUGGUCCGACUUGCAGGGCGCCGACGACGACUACCGCGCCGCCGCCGCCACGCCUGGCGGCCUUGCCCCCCUCGACAAGAAGGCCGUGGACCAAGCGCUGCGCGAGCUGCCGGCCCGGCUGGAUGCAGCAAAGCAGAAGGAGAUUGGUGAGAUGAUGGGGAAGCUUAAGUCCCUAGGCAAUGGCCUGUUGAAGCCGUUUGGGCUGAGUACGGAUAAUUUCAAUUUCGUCAAGGACGAGAAGACCGGAGGGUAUUCUGUGCAGAUGAACUAG